GACAUCAGUUGUGGAUGCAUUUGGAGGGUCAGUUGUGGAUGCAUUUGCAGGGUCAGUUGUGGAUGCAUUUGCAGGAUCAGUUGUCGAUGCAUUUGGAGGAUCAGUUGGUUGAUGCAAUUGGAGGAUCAGUUGUCGAUGCAUUUGGAGGAUCAGUUGUCGAUGCACUUGGAAGAUCAGUUAUCGAUGCAUUUGGAGGGUCAGUUGUCGAGGCAUUUGGAAGAUCAGUUGUCGAUGCAUUUGGAGGAUCAGUUGCCGAUGCAUUUGGAGGAUCAGUUGUCGAUGCAGUGGUGUUGCCAUGCUGA
Messenger RNA from Paramuricea clavata, 302 nucleotides. NCBI's taxonomy places the organism in Eukaryota, Metazoa, Cnidaria, Anthozoa, Malacalcyonacea, Plexauridae. The record is from the annotation of a GenBank genome assembly.